Diuraphis noxia (Russian wheat aphid) is the source of this 1530-nucleotide messenger RNA. RefSeq names its product myeloid differentiation primary response protein MyD88 (gene Myd88). Lineage: Eukaryota; Metazoa; Arthropoda; Insecta; Hemiptera; Aphididae. Gene Ontology annotation, molecular function: Toll-like receptor binding; TIR domain binding. Gene Ontology annotation, cellular component: plasma membrane. The record is from RefSeq and is a predicted model, not a curated record. Gene Ontology annotation, biological process: toll-like receptor 4 signaling pathway; innate immune response; Toll signaling pathway.
CAAGAGAAACUAGCAGACGCUCCCGCUCUGUUUCUGAUAACGUGUUGGUGAGUGGCGACUGGCGAGCCGCGAGCGCAACAAGUGGUAACGGGCAACGGCGUAUUAUUAAUAGUUAUUAAUAUUUACACAUUAUUCUGUCAAAUUCACCUCAAAUAUUAUUCCAACGAUUCGUAUUAUACGGAUCGUUCGCCAUUAUGGACCGCUGACAACGCGAUAGUUUUUCGCCAGAUAUUCGGAUUUUCGUUUUCACGUCAUCAGCUCGGGACGAACGUUUUUUUCGCAUGUCAACAUGGAUCCUGCGUCGUCGUGUUCGACCGUAUCGGGCGAACACUCGAAAGACUUUGUCAAUUUAACGAUUUCCGUGCUCCGGCUGCCGACCAGGGAACGACUGUCGUGCAUGUUGAAUGCCAAGAAAGUCAUUCCAUCACCCGAAAACAUACCCAGAGAUUGGAGAGGAUUGUGCACACUUUUGAAUUACACAAUACCAUCAGGAUGUGAUCCAACUGACCCAAUUGGCAAAAUAUUCAAGUUUUGUGAAGCCAAAACUACUAUAGCACAUUUUAUACAGUGUCUACAACGAAUAGAUAGGUAUGACGUUGUAGAAGAAACGGAAGAAUUAAUUAAUUCUGAUAUUAUAUAUUUUAAAGAACAAUGUUCUUUAGCAAAUCCAACUCCAGUAGUACCGAAUGAUUUUGAUAUCAAUGUUAUUACUUUAGAUGAUAUUAAUGCAUCCAAUAAUGGUCUUCCUCUUACAAGAUAUGAUGCAUUUUUACUAUAUGAUAAGGCAGAUAUACAAUCAGCUACUGCUGUUGUAGAAAAAUUAGAAAAUGAUUACAAACUGAAGCUAUGUUUAAAAGAUCGAGAUUUAAGACCAGGUGUGAUGUUUGAGUAUCAGUCUAUAAUAAAAUUGAUAUCUGAUCGCUGUAAUUGGUUAAUUAUUAUAGUUUCAAAUGAUUUUACAAACAGCCCUUGGAAUAGAUUUAUUAUGAAUUAUAUUCAAUCAUUAGCCAUUGAACAACGGUUACCUAAGAUUAUUCCAUGUGUAUUUGGUGACUGUACAUUACCUCAAGAACUCAAAUGUUAUGUUCACUUAUUUUUUAAUAAAUAUAAUCCUUUUUGUGACCCAUGGAACAAACUAAGGAUUACUGUAUCGCCGUAUAAGAAUCUAGCAUUGACCAACAGUGAGGAGCCAAAUAAUAGUUACCAGAAGCUAAGCAUYGAGGAGUCGAUGAAUACCAGUACUACAGUUGUUGAAAAAAAGGAAGUGAUAAAGUUUUCUAAUGAAGAACAUCAUUUGCUGCCUAAAACCAAAAGUGUUUUUGAUAGAUUAGUCAAGACUGUUGGAAAUAUUUCUGUUAAAGUUGUUCCUCAAAAAUGGAAUAAAAAAAAAGUAAAAUGUACUAGUCUUUGACUCCCUUUUCUUGUUCUCGUUGUAUUCCGAUAAUAUCAGUAAGUUUAACUAUUAACAAUAUUAAUUUUAUGUAGAAUUUUACUAUUUAAYCUUUGUUAUGUUUUUAAGAUAUUUUUAUA